AUCUCCAUAUGCAAAGUUACUAAAAUACCAUUGUCUCAUACCCGAAUUUACGAAAAUACCAUUCUUCUCUCUCAUCUCUGAUCAUCGAAUUUGGGUGAAGAAAUAUCUUUUCUAUCUAAUUGCUAAAAGGAAAAGCAUCAAACUUUGUUUUCUUUGCUUCUUCUAUCUUCUUCUUCUUUCUUCUUCUCGCUUUAAUACUCUUUGAUUCCUCUGUUCGUUUGAUGAGAAUUAGAUUUUAAAUGGCAAAAGUUUCGUUUAAGGAUUCUCUGAAAGCUCUUGAAGCUGAUAUUCAACACGCUAACACUGUGUCUUGUCCAACGAAUUGGGUGAUGAAGUCAUUUUUAGGUAGUCUUGUCCUAGUUUGAGUGUUGACUCUUGAAGCUGAACAAAGUCUUUGGCUUGAUGAUCUCAGAGGAAACUGUGUUUGUCUGAAAUGAUCAAAUAUUUGAAAGCUAAAACCUUUAUUUGAUUUGAUUUCUGAUGGUAAUCUAGUUGAGUUAGGAAGUUCUAUGUCUAAAAGGUGAAUGUUUUGGUGAGUUUCUUAAUCAAUUUAGACAUAUGAGGAUGCUUGAUUAAAUCAAACUUUGAUCUUUGAAGCUGAAAAUGUGUUUCUGCAAUGAUCAAGAGGUGUACUUGUGAUGCUAUCUUUAAGUUCCUCACUUCCAUGCAUCUCAAUGGUGCAUUGAUCAAUUGCUUCUGUUGUUUAUAAUCUCUGUGAUUCGUUCAAUACAUUGAAUGAUGAAUUUUGUUAUGUUUGUGUUUUUUCAUCAAGUGAUGUUGUUAUGGUGCUUAUGAACAUUGUCACUUGUUUCUCCUCUGUGAAUUAACAGAGCUUUAGAUUAUCCUCGGGAGAAGGAUGGAGCGCGUGUUCAAAUGAGGCUAUCGUACACUCCAGCUGCUCAGUUUUUACUUUUUCUUGUACAAUGGACUGAUUGCCAUCUUGCUGGUACACUCGGUCUGCUCAGAGUUCUGAUUUACAUGACCUAUGCGGAUGGGAAAACCACAAUGUCGGUUUAUGAGAGAAAAACAAGUAUUAAAGAUUUCUAUGCUGUGAUAUUUCCGUCGUUGUUACAACUAGAAAGAGGUAUCACAGACCUGGAUGAUCGUAAACAGAAAGAAGUCUGCAAAAUACGGUACAGAAAUAAAGAUGAGACUGAAAAGGUCAAGCUCUCGGAGAUUGACAUCGAGAGAGAAGAAGAAUGCGGGAUUUGUAUGGAGAUGAACAACAUGGUGGUUCUCCCUAAUUGUACGCAUUCUUUAUGCAUCAAGUGUUACCGCGAUUGGCACGGGAGGUCAGAAUCAUGCCCUUUUUGCCGAGACAGUCUUAAGAGAGUAAACUCAGGGGACUUAUGGAUGUUAAUGGAGAAAUCCGAUACGGUUAAUAUGUAUACAAUUGAGCGGGAGAAUAAGAAGAGGUUGUUUGUGUAUAUAGAGAAGCUACCUCUAGUGGUUCCAGAUCAAGUGUUUGCUUCUUCUCCUUAUGAUUGCCAUGUCAAGUAAAUAAGACGGAGAAGAGCUUUGGCAAAAGCCGAAACCGGGUCUGGUAAACUUUUAUCUGAAUGUAUAUGUAUAUAAUGUUUUAGAGUAGUAGUAAGUAAUAUAGUGUAACUAUUUCUUGGGGAAGUCCAUUUCUACUUGCUUUUCUUUUUAUCUGCAUUUGGCUUUUGGUUCCCAAAAACUCUUAUUUCUGUUGUACAUUCAUGUCUGAAUUUAAUAACCUCUUCUUCAAGAAAUGGCUUUCACUCAC
Arabidopsis thaliana (thale cress) is the source of this 1747-nucleotide messenger RNA. RefSeq names its product RING/U-box superfamily protein. The transcript has 5 exons. Lineage: Eukaryota; Viridiplantae; Streptophyta; Magnoliopsida; Brassicales; Brassicaceae. The record is from RefSeq and is marked reviewed. Bases 874 to 1500 code for a protein of 208 amino acids.